AUGCCAAACAAUCGGGUGGCCCCGCAACCACUAAAUGCGGAAACGCUUCGGAAUGGGAAUCUGAAGUUGCGGCGUGAUUCAUCGCAAUCACAUGCCUCGCAACAUACUGAGGAUGGGUCAAGCACGGCGCGGACGGCCAAAGGAGAGCAAAAAUAUUCAAAAAAAGAACUAAAAGAGUGGAAGCAAUUGUUUGGAAUGUUCGACACCGAUGGAUCGGGCGCUAUUGGGUCCGAGGAGCUAAAGAAAGCGAUGCGUGAGCUUGGGGUCGGAAUGAGUGACGAGCAUAUAGAGAACAUUAUUCGAGAGGUAGAUUCUGAUGGAAAUGGAGAAAUUGACUUUGAUGAGUUUUGUGCUUGCAUGAAGAAGUCGCAACGACUCGCCAAGGCCACAAAUGACGAGCUGAUUCGGGAAUGCUUCGAAAUUUUUGACCAAGACCGAAAUGGGGUGAUUACGGAGAAUGAAUUCAAGUACGUGGCCAAGGAGUUUGGCGAGUUCAGCGAUGAACUGGCCGACAAGGUAUUUCGAGAGCUGGACGUCUCCUCGGUUGGCCAUUUAUCCAUCGAUCAAUUUGCCGCGAUCGUCGAGGAUUAUCUAUUUUCGGAGCGCUCAGAGUACGGUGGACCGGGUGGUCUGUCUCGCGACGCGAGUCUACGAAGCCUCGAGCGACCCGAACAGCAGCCCUGGACGUCUCGAAGUCGUGGAGGGACCCGCAGCGAGUGUCCAAGAAUAGCCCUACCGGCGCCCGAGAUAUUCCCCGAAAAUAACUCGAAUCUUUGCGGGACCCUUUUCGGCUUGGGUUUGGAAUCAUUGGCUUCGAUUGCAAGCCCGAAAUAUCCGGAGCAUUACCCGUCAAAACAGGAUUGCGUUCGCGUGAUCCAGGCGAGCCCUGGGUAUGAUAUUGUCGUCAAGUUCAACCACUUUUUCCAGAUCGAAGACGCUUAUGGGAGCAAUCCGGCCCAGGAUCAGCCAUGUCCCAAUGAUUAUAUUGAAUUCCGCGACGGCCGGUACGGGUUCUCGACGCUGAUUGGGAAAUUCUGUGGCAAUGUGCUGCCCGCAGUGGAGAUUCGAGCAGUUUCAGGCUACAUGUGGAUGCGAUUCCACUCGGACGACUAUCUGGAGUAUAAGGGAUUCCACGCUACGCACGAGAUGGUUCGAUCUCUUGCGCCUGCCUAUAGUCAAGGGGCUAAUGAAUGUCACUUCGAGGUCCACAAUGCGCUUGAUGGAUGGAUCGACUCGAAGGCCAUUCAACAUGUCAGGCCGAACCCUGGCCCGGUGGAAUGCGUAUGGAGAAUUGAGUCACCGCCUCAUCUCCAGCUCUCGCUCUCAUUCGACCAGUUCGAGUUGGCCCGACCGAAUAAUUGUGAGGACAACUUUGUCGAAGUAUUCGCGGGCACUACUGGCACCCCGAUAAAGAGAUUAUGCGGUCUGAUGGCGUCGAAUAUCUACACGGGUGGCCAUGUAUUAUUCCUGCGUCUCCGGUUGUCUAGCGGAAAACUCGUUGCGCUGACCAAGAUUCGGGCUCUCUAUUCCUCAUUUAUCAAUGACAAAAACUGUUCUCUAAUCGACAUGCUCUCAUGCGGAGACGGCAAAUGCAUCCCCAAGGAAUUGGCCUGCAACCUGAACCGAAAUUGCCCGUACGCCUCCGAUGAGACACUAUGCACUGUAGUCGCCCUGUACGUAUGGUCAUUUCAUGCCCACACCUUUUGCGAACCGUUUGGCGAGAAGCUCGAGGCGCCGACACCCGUCGAAAAUGGCCAUCUCAAGCCGGAGCACGCUAUUUUGCAGCAUUAU
Mesorhabditis spiculigera is the source of this 1791-nucleotide messenger RNA. The record is from the annotation of a GenBank genome assembly. NCBI's taxonomy places the organism in Eukaryota, Metazoa, Nematoda, Chromadorea, Rhabditida, Rhabditidae.